This is a messenger RNA of Durusdinium trenchii, 273 nucleotides long. The record is from the annotation of a GenBank genome assembly. NCBI's taxonomy places the organism in Eukaryota, Dinophyceae, Suessiales, Symbiodiniaceae.
AUGUGCCAACUCCACAGCCAGGGGCUUCCAGUUCCGGAAGUGCUCUACCGAGAUGGAUGCUCCACCUACACGUUGCCCUCACCGGUGCCUGCCUUGGUGCGCAUCUUGACCUAUCUGGAAGGUGAUUUGAUCAAGAACGAGGCGCCCAAGAGCCCCGCGCUGCUGCGGAGGAUCGGCGCGCUCUGCGGCUCGGUGGCCGUGGCCUUGGAGAGCUUCGAUGCCAAAGGCGUCGGCGCCGGGGAUGGACUUUCCGACGGAUCCCUCACCGGUUGA